UUAUUUGCGAUGCUUGCCCAUGCACUGGACUGAUGGCCGCUGGGCCGAUGCUAAUCAGUCCUGCGCAUCCAGCAAGCCGAGCUUGCGUGGCUCCUCGAGAACAUUGCGCCCCAUGUGCUCAAAGACAUGCUGCAGACCAUCAAGGAGGGCGUCUCGGCGUGCUCGCAAACCAUCGACAUCGCUUCAAGUCCUGCUGCAGCCAUUGGAGCCACUCUCGCGAUCACAUCGGCCGGCAACGAUGUGCUGAAGGGAUUUGUCACGGUGGACGGAGCGGUCAUUAAGAAAGGCGAGCUGCACAUCAAGUUUCCCCAUUAUCCACGAACCCAGGUCCUCAAGGCAACGCUGAAUCCGGCGCAUCCGUUUCCUCUUCGGCAGAUCCAAACGGCUCGAAACUGCCUCAUUCUAGCUCUCGACGCCGCCGAGACCUUUCCGAUCAACAACUACGACUCCAUAUCGCUCAAGCAGCUCCUCGAUCGAGUUGCAGAGUUUGUCAAAAAGGCCAGGGACACGCUGACGCACGUCGACACAGCCCAGGCAUUUCCGCUCUACGAGGUCGACGCAAAGCACUUCUCUCCCGAGCUGCCUGAGGAUCUAGUCGUCGAGUUCUUCGUCAGUGGCAGCUGCCUGGUCACCUGUGUCUACAGCCUCAGUUUCCAAGUCGGGCUGCCGGCCAUCCCCAUGAAUCAGUUCCAAAUGAGUCUGAUCCAAAACAAGCUCAUGGGUCGCAGCCGCGAGUUUGUCAAAAUCGACUCAUACAAGGGACGCAAGGUCGAGCUCAUCGACGAAGUCACGGUGGAAUCAAAGAGCCCAAAGCUCGAGAAGAUCUUUAAUGCUAUCACCAAGAUCGAAGUACUGUGCCAGGGACUUCGGACUAAACUAGAGGCACUCUAAUAUACACCCAGCGAUGGCCGUUUCUGAGCGCCACGCGACAGUCCAAGGCAGAAACAAGUCAGCUACU
Polychytrium aggregatum is the source of this 958-nucleotide messenger RNA. Its product is annotated as RAVE subunit 2/Rogdi. Gene Ontology annotation, cellular component: RAVE complex. The transcript has 9 exons. Bases 127 to 891 code for a protein of 254 amino acids. The record is from RefSeq and is a predicted model, not a curated record. NCBI's taxonomy places the organism in Eukaryota, Fungi, Chytridiomycota, Chytridiomycetes, Polychytriales.